Molecule: messenger RNA, 489 nt
Organism: Aspergillus tanneri
Lineage: Eukaryota; Fungi; Ascomycota; Eurotiomycetes; Eurotiales; Aspergillaceae
Exons: 2
Coding region: 1-489 (162 amino acids)
Source: RefSeq, a predicted model, not a curated record
AUGGCCUGGUCAACAGUGUCCACCGUGCUGUCUAUGACUGCUUAUCCUAUUACCUAUCUUGUGUACGCUGGAUUUGGUGUCUUGCAGAUAUUAGUCACACCGCUUGUAUGGGUUGGACGUUAUUGCGUACAACUCGCUCUUCUGCCAUUAAGAAUCCUAGCUCGACUUCAGGCGCUUCUCAUCUUCGUCACAGUUGCCGGAAUUACCGGGAUCGCUCUCGGACUACUCUUGCAUUAUACCACUACUUUCAUUGUCGAGAUGGUCAGCCAAUGGCUGGAGGGGUUUUGGACACCUUCUCACAAACCAAAACACAAUGUCCCGGGUCUCUACCCUGGUGAAAUAUCCAAGGAAUCAAAUACUUUAAAGCUUUCCGGUGACCAUGUGAAACAACGUGGUAGGAGAUACCUAGGAACUCGGAGGGAAGGUGAACCUUCUGCAUCUACUAUGUGGGAAGAGGAGGAAGAAGACAGUCAGGAUUCCGAAGAAUGA